This is a messenger RNA of Dunckerocampus dactyliophorus (ringed pipefish), 2842 nucleotides long. RefSeq names its product serine/threonine kinase 25b (gene stk25b). Bases 377 to 1648 code for a protein of 423 amino acids. The transcript has 11 exons. The record is from RefSeq and is a predicted model, not a curated record. Gene Ontology annotation, molecular function: ATP binding; protein kinase activity. NCBI's taxonomy places the organism in Eukaryota, Metazoa, Chordata, Actinopteri, Syngnathiformes, Syngnathidae. Gene Ontology annotation, biological process: protein phosphorylation.
CGUCCUUCUCUCGAGCCAUUAUUUUGUCCUCAAAGCUACUGAACAACGGGCUGGACGCGUCGUUUAAUGAAUUAAAAUAUCAAACUCCGAAGGGAUAUUAUUCUCUUUGUCUACCACCGCGGACAUAAAUGGAGUGUAUCGGUCAGUAACUCGGUGUGUGGCAGGGCUGUUGGCUCCUCCGCUGGACUUGGAGGCCGAAGACGGAGUGACAGCCCCGUUAAAAGAAGCAGCAGCCUGGGUGUUUAUCUUGUUGGCUAGCCACCUAGCUAGCUUCAUAGACAGCGACGAGGGCAGGAAGAAUAAUUAAAAGGACAUAUUGAUAACCUCCGAAGGAAAUAACAUUGUUCUUCCUUGAAGCAUUCUACGCGAAGAAGACAUGGCACACCUACGAGACAUGCAAAACCAGAAUACCCGGUUGGAUCCUGAAGAGUACUUCACCAAGCAAGAGCGCAUUGGGAAGGGAUCCUUUGGAGAGGUCUACAAAGGCAUCAACAACCGCACGAAAGAGGUGGUGGCCAUUAAAAUCAUUGACCUGGAGGAGGCGGAGGAUGAGAUCGAAGACAUUCAACAGGAGAUCACAGUGCUGAGUCAGUGUGACAGUCCGUUUGUGACCAAGUAUUAUGGCUCAUACCUGAAGGGGACCAAGCUUUGGAUUAUCAUGGAAUAUUUAGGUGGAGGAUCUGCUUUGGAUCUGCUCCGUCCAGGGCCUCUUGAAGAGACAUACAUUGCCACCAUAUUGCGGGAGAUCUUGAAGGGCUUGGAGUAUUUGCACUCUGAAAGGAAGAUUCAUAGGGAUAUUAAAGCUGCCAACGUGCUCUUGUCAGAGCAGGGCGAUGUGAAGUUGGCAGAUUUUGGGGUGGCGGGACAGUUGACAGACACGCAGAUCAAGAGGAACACAUUUGUCGGCACGCCCUUCUGGAUGGCACCGGAAGUCAUCAAACAGUCGGCCUACGACUUCAAGGCUGAUAUUUGGUCGCUCGGCAUCACAGCCAUUGAGCUGGCAAAAGGCGAACCUCCCAACUCUGACUUACACCCCAUGAGGGUCCUCUUCCUUAUCCCCAAAAACACUCCACCCACCUUGGACGGACCUUACAGCAAGCCUUUCAAAGAGUUUGUGGAGGCGUGUCUAAAUAAAGACCCCCGUUUUAGGCCAACCGCCAAAGAGCUGCUCAAGCACAAGUUCAUCACACGUUACACCAAGAAGACGGCCUAUCUGACGGAGCUCAUCGACCGGUACCGCCGCUGGAAGUCCGAGGGUCACGGGGAAGAAUCCAGCUCUGAUGACUCUGAUAUGGACGGUGAUGGCGAUGUGGAUUCAUGCCCCAUGUGGACCUUCCCCACCGUCAGACCAAGCUCUAUGAAUAAGUUACAGAAGGGCUACACACAUACUGACUCAGAGUCAGGAGAUUCAGUGAAAAGGCAACCCAAGUCACAGUGCCUGUCCGCCUUGGUCACACCCAUCUUCAGAGAGUUGAAGGAGAAGCGGCGAGCAAGCGGCGGUGGAGUCGGGGCCAUUGAGGAGCUUGAGAACGCCUUCAACCUCGCAGAAGAAUCCUGUCCUGGCAUCUCCGACCGCCUUGUCACACACAUGAUGGAGAGAGUGUGCAGGUUUUCUUUAAACGGUAACACCACGCCAUCUUCACGAUGAAACCUCGCCCCUUUUGUCUUCUAAACCUGUCCAAGAAAUCAGACAAGGACCUCGGCAGCCCCAAACCUCCCUUCUGCUUUUAAAGCCUCCCCCAGAUCUUUUAUGUAGUUAUUAAAUAUUUUUACAGUUUUUUUCUUUCAGAGCGGAGAGUAUUUAAGACAAAAAAAAGCCAUGAAAGUUAGCACGUUGUGUGUACCCGUUAGACUGAAAAGGGUAUAAUAAAUUUAAUGGAAAAAAGUGUUUUCGGUCUUUUUUUCCCCCAAUUACACAAGCUACAUUUUAGUAGUUCUCCACAAACAUUGAAUUGAAACAACUGGACACUUCUUGGUAAAAAUUUCACAUUUUGUCCAAAAGGUUUCUUCAGUUCUAAACUUAAGAUGUGGAGUUAACCUAUUUAUGUCCCUGGUGGGUGUGUCUCCUGGAAGUGGUCACAAUAGGGUUGUUGUUGCCCGGCAUAACUGGGUAGUGGCCAUUCUUUCUGUUGAGAGAAUCUUUGGGAGAGAUGGUAGACACUGACAAUGUUGAGACAUUCUUAUAAGCAGACGUUAACUUAUUUGACCAUUUGUAAUUACUUUUAUUAUGAACUUAUUUGACCAUUGCCUUUGUAAUAAGGUGAUGGUGUAAACCUCCUCCUGUUUGAGGGCCGUUCUCGUUUGACAACAGCUUUUUUAACACCUUUCAAACCAGCGGUCCUCGCUAUCCAGAAUUUAGACAUUAUCCUCAAAAGGAAUGUACAUUCUAUUUGAGAGACGCAUGAACUGCUGAUUCUGGGCCUGACGAAACUGCUAUAUGAUGUGUAAGGGCAGUUUGGUCACUCCAAUGUACUGGUACUUGGGAUUUUGAAUCUGCCUGGACAACCGGUGAAACAUCCAACAAACAAGGUCCAGUUCCCUCAAUUCAACUUUCCCGGAUUAGCAUGACCUGGAUGAGUAUAGUAGUAAUAGUUAGAGUCCAUUGCUGCAUUUGUGAGAAUGUGCAAUAAGAUUACAUGUAUCACUGUUAUUUACGUCUAUAUAAAUUCAAGAGAUGCAAAUCUUCAUAGUUGAGUACCACAAGACUGUUUUUGUGACGAAUAAAACUUUUAUUACAACAUUUUGCAUCAAGAACAAUAUUUGGUACUUUAAUAUUGGAUAAAAACAGCUCAAAGAGGAAUGUCAGCAGCUCACAUUUUGGCUGGUGAGGGAAUGAAUUGUC